Messenger RNA from Chelmon rostratus (copperband butterflyfish), 5855 nucleotides. RefSeq names its product TBC1 domain family member 9B. Bases 127 to 3783 code for a protein of 1218 amino acids. The record is from RefSeq and is a predicted model, not a curated record. The transcript has 23 exons. Gene Ontology annotation, molecular function: calcium ion binding. NCBI's taxonomy places the organism in Eukaryota, Metazoa, Chordata, Actinopteri, Chaetodontiformes, Chaetodontidae.
CAGACUGGGUGACAACAACAACAACACCAGUCCAAGGUUUGUCUGAAUUAGACGGAGCCGCGCGGUGAUACACGGUCCUUUGUCCCGGUUUUUCGCCGGUGGGGGGUGAGCAGGCAGCGCGCAGAGAUGUGGAUCCAGCCGGAGGAGGUGCUGCUGGCCGGAGCGCUGUGGGUGUCUGAGCGGGCCAACCCGUUCUUCAUCCUGCAGAGGAGGAGAGGACACGGCCGCGGGGGUGGACUAUCCGGUCUCCUGGUUGGGACUCUGGAUGUCGUUCUGGACUCCAGUGCCAGAGUGGCUCCUUACAGGAUCCUGCUGCAGACCGCUGACUCUCAGAUCUACUGGAACAUCGCCUGUGGCUCAUCCAGGAAGGAGAUCACGGAACACUGGGAUUGGCUGGAGUCCAACCUGCUGCAGACCAUCUCCAUCUUCGACAACGAUGAAGAUGUCACCACCUUUGUCAAAGGAAAAAUAUCUGGAAUCAUAGCGGAGGAGAACCGGCUGAAGCAGGGGGAGGAGCAGGAGGAGGAUUGUGGGAAGUUUCGUGAGGCAGAGCUGAAGAUGAGGAGGCUGUUUGGGAUGCCUGAUGAGGAGAAACUGGUGAAUUAUUACUCCUGCAGCUACUGGAAGGGCCGGGUGCCACGGCAGGGCUGGCUCUACCUGUCUGUUAACCACCUGUGCUUCUACUCCUUUCUGCUGGGCAAGGAGGUGACCCUGGUGGUGCAGUGGACGGAGGUGACCCAGCUAGAGAAAAACGCCACCCUAGUGUUUCCUGAGAGUGUUCGCGUUAGUACGCGUCACACUGAACAUUUCUUUUCCAUGUUCCUUAACAUCAACGACACCUUCAAGCUGAUGGAGCAGCUCGCCAACAUCGCCAUGCGCCAGCUCCUCGACAACGAGGCGUUUGCUGCCGAUCGCUCUCUGCCAAAACCCUGCAAAACCCUCAAGAACGUCUCUGCGCUCAAGAGGGAUUUGGAUGCAAGGGCAAAAAAUGAGCGGUACCGGACGAUGUUCCGGCUGACGCAGGACGAGCGUCUGGACGGACACACGGACUGCACGCUGUGGACGCCGUUCGCUAAGAUGCACGUGGUCGGACAGCUGUUCAUCUCCAACAACUACAUCUGUUUUAACAGCAAAGAAGAAGACCUGUGUCAGCUUAUCAUCCCGCUCAGAGAGGUGUCCAUUGUGGAGAAGGCUGACAGCAGCAGCGUCCUGCCGUGUCCUGUCUCUAUCAGCACCAAGAACAAGAUGAACUUCCUUUUUGCCAACCUCAAAGAUAGAGACUUCCUGGUCCAACGCAUCUCAGACUUCCUGCAGCGAACGCCUGACAGCUCAUGGGGUGACACCAGCCCACUGUCUCUGAUUGGCCACUCGGCAUCCUCCAGCACCCCCUUGUCUUCAUCUGCAGGGUCUGAGUCCGUCCACAGGGGACGUCAUUACCACCCCGGUCUGCCCACAGCCAGCCAGGGUCUGCUGCAGCUCUACCACCGAGAUGCUCCAGAGGACCUGGGACCCAAAGCCAUGAAGGAGAAGAUGAAAGAGGAGGCAUGGAACAUCCAUUUCUCAGAGUUUGGUCGGGGUGUCUGCAUGUACCGAACCUCCAGAACCAGAGAACUUGUCCUGAAUGGGAUCCCAGAGCACCUGAGGGGAGAGCUGUGGCUGCUGUUUUCAGGAGCGCAAAAUGAAAUGGCCACCCACCCUGGUUACUAUGGCGACCUGGUGGAGCAGGCCAUGGGGCUGUGUUCGCUGGCUACCGAGGAGAUCGAGCGUGACCUUCACCGUUCCAUGCCGGAGCACCGAGCCUUCCAAAACGAGACGGGCAUUGCGGCGCUGCGCCGCGUCCUCACUGCCUACGCCCAUCGUAACCCGGGUAUCGGAUACUGUCAGGCGAUGAACAUUGUCACCUCCGUCCUGUUGCUCUACUGUCCGGAGGAGGAAGCCUUCUGGCUGUUGGUGGCGCUAUGUGAGCGAAUGCUGCCCGAUUACUACAACACUAGAGUUGUAGGUGCUCUAGUGGAUCAGGGGGUGUUUGAGGAGCUUACCCGAGCCUUCCUCCCCUUACUGUAUGAACACAUGCAGGAGCUGGGAGUCAUCUCCACCAUUAGCCUAUCCUGGUUCCUCACUCUCUUCCUGUCUGUGAUGCCUUUCGACAGCGCCGUCCUAUUGGUUGAUUGCUUCUUCUACGAGGGAAUCAAGGUCAUCUUCCAGGUGGCGCUGGCUGUGCUCCACGACAACAUGGACGCCCUGCUGUCCUGCAGUGACGAGGGGGAAGCCAUGACCAUCCUGGGGAGGUACCUGGAUAAUGUUGUGAAUAAACAGACGGUGGCUCCGCCCAUCCCUCACCUGCAUGCCCUGCUGACCAGUGGAGACGAUCCUCCACCUGAGAUCGACAUCUUCGACCUCAUCAAGUCGUCCUAUGAGAAAUUUGGCAGCUUGCGCUCUGAUGUGAUCGAGCAGAUGAGGUUCAAGCAGAGGUUAAAGGUCAUCCAGUCGCUGGAGGACACGGCCAAGAGGAGCGUGGUUAGAGCAAUGAUGACUGAGUCUGCCUUCAGUAUUGAGGAGCUGGAAGAGCUGUAUUGUCUCUUUAAGUCCAAACACAUGACCAGCUGUUAUUGGGGCUCCAGUAGCUCUGCAGCCGAGCGUCACGAUCCCAGCCUGCCGUACCUGGAGCAGUACCGUAUCGACCCGGCCCAGUUCACCCAGCUGUUCACCACACUCGCGCCUUGGAUCUGUGGUGGCCACACUCCGACACUGGCGGCCCGCCUCUUCAAACUCCUGGACGAGAACCGAGACGGACUGGUCAACUUCAAAGAGUUCAUCACUGGACUCAGUGGGAUGUACCAUGGAGACAUGACAGAGAAACUCAAAUUGUUGUACAAGCUCCACCUCCCACCAGCUCUGUGUCCUGAGGAGGCAGAGUCUGCUCUGGAGGCAACACACUUCUUCACUGAGGACGUACCAAGAGAAUCUUCCUUCCUGUCUGAUCUGGACAUUUUGGGGCAACAGGAAGUGACAUCAGGUGAGGAGGGGAAGGAUGGAGGUGGUGACAGUGAGGAGAAGAAAGAGGAGAAGGUGAAGGACUAUAGGUACUACCUGAGGAUGUGGGCCAAAGAGAAGGACCCCAAGACAGAGACCAUCAAAGACCUGCCCAGGAUGAACCAGGAGCAGUUCAUAGACUUGUGUAAGACUCUGUACAACAUGUUCAGUGAGGAGCCUCUGGAGCAGCAGCUCUAUCACUCCAUCGCCACCGUGGCCAGCCUGCUGCUGCGUAUCGGAGAGGUCGGCAAGAAGUUCAACAACGGCGGCAAGAAGGCCGACGACGCCGCCGCUCAGGCUCAGCCCGCCGCUCAGACUCUGGCCCCCGACCCUCAGAGGGAGGACGGGCUAGGUGAGGGGGCGUCAGGUGAGUCUCAGGUGUGCCGGGCUCUGGCCGAUGCUCAGCUGGAGCCAGCGCCUCUUCAGAUGUCGGACGAGGAAACCAAAGACGACACGUCUGUGUCGUCGUACUCAGUGGUGAGCUCUGGUUCGCUGCAGUGCGAGGACAUCGCCGAUGACACCGUAUUGAUUGGUGGCGGUGAGCAGAGGCGGGGCAGCGUACUGGAUGUUGAUUGGUCAAUCACCUUCGAACAGGUGCUGGCGUCGCUGUUGACGGAGCCGCCGCUCGUCGACUACUUUGAGAAGAAGAGGGACAUCCAGGUCAAGAUGGCUGCCUGUAAGGCCCAGCGGGCAGUGGAGCGUCAGACAAGCUCCGCCUCCGACCACGAACUCACUCAGCAUUCUGUCUGACUCACUUUAUCCUGACCACCUGACUCACAUCUCCACCUGACCACGUGACUCACCUCCACCUUUCCAACUGACUCAGCUGAACUCUGUGCUCACCUCUACCUGACCACCUGUUCAUCUGACUCACGUCCACCUGUCUCCCAGAUCACAUAGCUCACCUCCACCUGUUCACCUGACCACCUGACUCACCUCCACCCAACCAACUGAUUCACCUGACCUCUGGACUCACCUUCACCUGCCUACUUGACCACCUGACUCACCUCCACCUGUCCACCCAAAUCACUUCCACCUGACUUACCUCCGCCUGUCCACCUGACCUUGUGAUUGACCUCCACCUGACCGGGCCGCUCAGGACCAACAUGGAUCCUUGAUUUUAAGAUAAUCAGCUGAUCAGGUGGUUUGCAGUGAUGUCAGGUUGUGAUUGGAGCGACUCUCCUGAUGUUACUGUGGCAGACUCAGACUCUGAUUGGCUGCUCAGUCCUGCAGGUACAGUGAGAGGAAACAGGUCGUCAUCCUGGAUAUGAUGAUGUGAUGUUACAGACUCACCUGUGAUGACACUGUCAGGAGCUUUGGAGUUUCUACAGGUUUUCUUCUUCACGUCUGUCUGAGACUGAAAACAAGUAAACCAACAAUCAGCUGAUGAGUCCAGGUGACCUUACGAUACAACUCAAAACGUCCUGCAGGUGUUUCAGUCAGAGCCCUUUGGGACGGGUGAGGGGGUGGCUUUUGAUGAUUUUGAAACCAAGUACAUCACUCCAGGUAAACACGGGCUCUGUCUACUUCUGCAGAACUUAGAAUAUCUGUUUUCUUGUUGAACGCAGCUCUGCACAGGAUCAGAAGGUGGAUCAGUGGGCCGCUCAGGAGUUGGAUCAACAGGUGUAUCAGGAGGUAGAUCAGCAGAGGGAUCAGCAGGUGGAUCAGAAGGUAGAUCAGUAGGUGGAUCAGCAGGUGUAUCAGCAGAUGGAUCAGCAGGUGGAUCAGGAGGUAGAUCAGGAGGUGAAUCAGCAGGUGGAUCAGCAGGUCUCUGCAGUUAGAUGUGUAUAAACAGUCUGAGUCUCUGCAGGAUCAGCUGAACUGAAAACUAACAAACCCUAGCAGACGAGCAGGUAAAGCAGGUAAAAGGUGUGCUGGCAGGAUUACGGAAGCUCUAAAGUCCCAAAACAUGUUUUUUACAUGUUGAACAAACUUUUUCUUGCAAGUUAAAGACUAAAAUGAUCUCCACAUAAUUACAUGAUUUCUGUCUAUAUUUUAGUUCUAAAACCUAAUUUUCUUAAAAUAAGUGAAAGAAUCUGACAGUUUAGUUCGGUAACAUCAACGUGGUUCUGAUACAAACGGUCUAUUUCUAUAAAUGACAGAAUGAACUAGAAACCUGUGAGCAGGUAAACCAGGGUUCAGUCACCUGAUGCAACAAGAAUGAAACUUUAUUUACUCAGUUACAUAAAAACUGACUGAAUGAGGACGUGAACAGUUACCUGGAGAAAAUAAAAAUAAACUUGUUUAAUGCUCAAAUGUUUUAGUUUCCUUCUGUACAGUUCAGAUAUAUUAAUUGUAUAUUAAUCAUGAGGUUGUAUUACCUGAAUAAACUUGUGUAUCUGAUUCACUCAGGUGAGUUCACACCUGCAGACUUUUAUUUUGACGUCACUGAAGCCUUGUUUGCCUGUUUCUGAUGACAUCAGUCCUGUUUACUUCCUGUUGAAACAGUGAUGUCAGAGGAUUCUCUGUUGUCAUCACUGUGUUUAUUCAUCAGUCUGCUUUUAGAAUCCAUUUUAUUAAUCAGUUAUUGAUCUGUAUUCUGUUGUCUAAUAAAUACUGAAGGAAAUUCACUUUUUUCUGCAGUGUUUAUUUAAGUAAGAUUCAGCUGCAGCCACACUUUUAGUUUCUUCUCAUUUCACAUUAAAACUGAUUUAAUUAUUUUAAAAAUGCAGAAAUCUGUCAGAUGGUUUCAUUUGUACAUUGUCAACUCUUUGUUAUAUUUGUUAUUAUAUUCUAAUAAACAGAAUUAUGAUGAUUAUAGAUGGUAUGAAACUGAAAAGUAAAAUCCUAUCAUGCAACAGCAUUGAUGUUUUUUCUCAUUU